Molecule: messenger RNA, 2282 nt
Organism: Nasonia vitripennis (jewel wasp)
Lineage: Eukaryota; Metazoa; Arthropoda; Insecta; Hymenoptera; Pteromalidae
Product: putative ankyrin repeat protein RF_0381
Exons: 2
Coding region: 258-2111 (617 amino acids)
Molecular function (GO): protein binding
Source: RefSeq, a predicted model, not a curated record
GUUUCAGACUCAGAUGUUCAUUCUGCUCGCAGAACCCGGAAAGUAAAGUCGACAUAAGAAGGUUGUCGAAGGCUUCUAUAACAUUGGCGCACGAAUAAUUCGAGCAUCGAAAUAAAUAAGUUUGUACUCAAUUUUAGAAAGACCAAACUCCAUCUCUGACUGAAAGUACUAAGGACGCUGACUUCUGAUGAUGUAUCACCUCAACUCGGGCGCCAUCUAAUUUUUCAUCUGGAUACAUCUAAUAAUACACUUCAGCUAUGAAGCAAGCCAGCGUUGCGAAUACCAAAGGACGUCGUAAAACCAUUCGUCGCAUCUGCAAAAAGCGUAUGCAUCGAAGCAGCAGAAGAUACUACACAAAGCUCAUGUUCAAAGCUCUCAAAUCAGGCAACGUACCUAUGGUGAGUCAGUUGUUCAAGGACGGCGGUCUGCUUGUCAACAGUCGUUCGCUCGGCAUGACGAAUUUGCACCUCGCCGUCAAGUACGAUUUCAUCCCCGAGGCCAUUAAACUGAUAAAUCUUGGCGCCGAUGUUCGCCUUAAGACUCCGGAAGGUGAAACCGCCUUGCAGUUCGCCGUUACCAACAAGCGCCAUUCAAAUAUACUAAUGCAGAUGAUACCCAACGGUUUUAAAUACGAGUUCAUGAGAUUCUAUGGCUUGGAGUCGUUACGCUUUGCCGUCGCAAACAGAGCCACGAGCGCCAUUAAAGACCCCGCUGAUACCUCGGAUGCUCUCUAUAGGGCACAACAGAGAUACAGUUUUGUGAAGCUGCUGUUGGAUGCCGGGGCCGAAGUAAACACCAAAGACGUUAACGGAUGUUCGCCACUCCAUUGCGCAGUUUAUACGGGCGAUUUGGAGCUGGUAAGAAUUCUCACCCGUGCUGGUGCCGACAUCAACAGCCAAAACAAUAUAGGUGCCACGGCGUUGCACGAUGCCGUUUUAUGCUGUGACGCGGAUAUGGUUUUUUGGUUCCUCUGUGCAGGCGCGAACUUCACUGCUAGGACCCUCGAUCUGGGCAACACAGCUCUGCACUGGGCCACGAUGCUCAAUAUCGACAACAGUCAUGAAUGUAUAAUAAAAAUGCUUCUGGAGUUUGGAAGUGACUUGAACGUACCUAACACCUAUAACUGGACGCCCUUCAACAAUGUCGUCCGGUUCUGCGACAUCAACUUGUUGAGAUUCUGUAUCGAUGAGUACAAAGCAGACCUGAAAAGGCUAAAUAUUGACGGAAAUAGCGCCCUAACUUUCGCGGUCCAGAAUGUCAACAAAAACGUGACGGACGUGGUGUUGGAAAGUGGACUCGACGUCCUGCACAAGUCAGACGAUAACCGAACACUUUUGCACUUCGCGAGUGAACUAUCCAUGCUGGAUAACGUUCGAUACCUGAUCUCAAGGGGUGCAGAAAUCAACGCCAAGGAUAAAAAUGGUAUAACGCCGUUUCUUUUGUGCACACUGAAGAUACACGACAUUUUCAGAGAAAACUGGCCGUUAGCCCUUGCACGAGCCAGUUACACGAUGGAAAGAAAACAGGUGAUGAGACUGCUGCUGGAACUUGGAAGUGAUUUGAAUCUCAAAGUCUUGGAGCAGAAGCCCCAGGACACGCAAUCGGUCUUCGAGCUGGUAAUAGUCAUGGAGGACACCGAGGCGCUGCAUAUGAUCAUUGAGUACGUGGCCGAAGUCGAGGCAAAGACGAACAAGAAGCAGUUCGACGAUUACAACCUGAAGCUGAUUGACGCUCAACCGGAGAUCAAGGACUACUAUCAGAAGUGUCAAGAUGAACUUAAAACCAUGAAGACUACCAAGAUCGAAGGUACCACUAUCACGUACUACUUCGUACUGAAGGAGCCGCUUGACGUAGUGGCUCGGUAUACCAGAAAUAAAGAACUCGUCGAGCAGUUCAAGCACAAUCUCCACAGCUUAUGUCCGUUUUAUGCGUCGCAGUUGGAUGCAAAAUUAAACGCGGCUAUUGCUCGGCAAAAAGUUAUCGAGAGGGGCUGUUCGAUACUGAGCGAGUUAAUUCCGUUUGCUGAUUCUUCCUGCAUUGCGUAUGAGAUCAUAUUCAAAUAUUUGAGCGAGGCAGACGUUAAAUUGCUCAUUGGUAGCGAAUUUCAUUGAGAAAUCCUACUUUAUCUAAAUUUUUGAACUUAAUCUUUUAAGUUACUGGACUGCAUAGCUUUAACAUAAAUAAAGAAAGUAUUUCGAUGCUGACAAUUUGUUAAAAAAUAUUAAUUGAUGACUAUUACAUUGUAGAAUGAAACAUGAAUAAACGUUCCAUCCGCAACUACA